AUGGUUAAAUGUGAGGAUACGAGAGCGAUGACGAGGUUGUUUAAGUUGGGGAAGCUGCUCGGAGAUCAGCAACGAUGAGCUCUACGUGUCCACCUCGACAGUGAAGGCGCGCCUCAUCCCUUGGACAGCGGAUGGACAGGCCAGAAUCGCCUCGUAUCUCGAUCGUUAUCUUUCUGGCGAGUCACCCGCACACAGUAAACGGGAUGGAGCCGAUGUGGGUCCGCCUUUGCCUCAUGGUACCUUGCAGCCUGCUCCCCGGAAGAUCAGCUACCGGCAUACGUCUUAGCCUUGCCGACACCGCAUUGCCAUUGGGUCGUUUCUGCGACAACCUGCAUUGCUAUCGUUUCCCCUUUCCUGGGUCCGGGGUUGGGAGGUCCAGGCCUAUUGAGGAAGAGGUGCACUGGCGCGUGAGAAAGGCUCGCCGAUAGUGGCGGAUGCUUUGGUGAGCUGAUGAAAAUACGCGAAGGUGUACGGCUACGAGCGAGUAUGUGGACCAGUAAGUGCCGAAGAAGCCUUCUCGUGGUCGCUUAACUUUUUGAAAGUGCAGCUAUACAUAGUGUGAGAGUUC
Trematosphaeria pertusa is the source of this 568-nucleotide messenger RNA. RefSeq lists its product as uncharacterized. The coding region runs from base 132 to 428 and encodes 98 amino acids. NCBI's taxonomy places the organism in Eukaryota, Fungi, Ascomycota, Dothideomycetes, Pleosporales, Trematosphaeriaceae. The transcript has a single exon. The record is from RefSeq and is a predicted model, not a curated record.